Molecule: messenger RNA, 1902 nt
Organism: Trifolium pratense (red clover)
Lineage: Eukaryota; Viridiplantae; Streptophyta; Magnoliopsida; Fabales; Fabaceae
Product: DDB1- and CUL4-associated factor 13-like
Exons: 16
Coding region: 213-1568 (451 amino acids)
Biological process (GO): maturation of SSU-rRNA from tricistronic rRNA transcript (SSU-rRNA, 5.8S rRNA, LSU-rRNA)
Cellular component (GO): nucleolus; small-subunit processome
Molecular function (GO): protein binding
Source: RefSeq, a predicted model, not a curated record
AACCUAUUUUUUGUUCCUUAAAAAAAAAAACCUAUUUUAUUUUUUUUUUUAAAAAAAACCUAGUUUUUGUUAAACCCAUCAACUGUCCCUUUACCUUGCAUCAGAAACAAGUCCGACUGAACUCAACCUUGCCGGAAAACCCUAUCGGUGAAGGUAGCCACCGCCGCCGUUAAAAACCGUCAUCCAGAUUUUCCCUUUACCUUGAACCAGCAAUGAAAGUCAAAGUUAUAUCACGCUCUGCAGAAGUUUUCACUCGAGAACGAAGCCAAGACCUUCAGCCUGUGUUUAAAAAUUAUGAUCCAAGUCUUCGUCCUCUAGAGAAGGGAGUGGAGUAUGUUCGUGCUCUUAAUGCAGUGAAGUUGGACAAAAUUUUUGCAAGACCUUUUAUAGGAGCAAUGGAUAGUCAUGUAGAUGCUAUUUCGUCUAUGGCGAGAAACCCUAGUCAGUUGAAAGAGAUAUUCGCUGGUUCAAUGGAUGGAGAUAUUCGUCUCUGGGAUAUAUCUGCUAGGCGGACCAUUUGUCAGUUCCCUGGUCACCAAGGUGGCGUGCAAGGCCUGACAGUAUCUACUGAUGGACGCAUUCUUGUUUCAUGUGGAACUGAUUCCACUGUCAGACUUUGGAAUGUUCCCGUUUCUUCUUUUGUGGACCCAUAUGCCUUAAUUAAGCAACUUGAGCCGGCAAGUGUUUAUCCUUGGAAGAAUGCAUUCCGUGCUGCUGAUCACCAGUGGGAUGGCGAGCAUUUUGCCACAGGUGGCGCGCAAGUAGAUAUAUGGAAUCAUAACAGGUCUCAGCCAGUAAAUAGUUUUGUUUGGGGAUCAGAUACGGUGAUUUCUGUCCGCUUUAAUCCGGGAGAACCAAAUCUGUUGGCAAGCUCAGCUAGUGACAGGAGCAUAAAUCUGUAUGAUUUGCGCAUGGAUUCCCCUAUUAGGAAAAUGAUAAUGCAGACCAAAACCAAUUCUAUAGCUUGGAAUCCCAUGGAACCAAUAAAUUUUACAGUUGCAAAUGAAGAUGGUAGCUGCUACAGUUACGAUUCCAGGAAAUUAAGCGAAGCCAAAUGUGUUCAUGAAGAUCAUGUUUCUGCUGUAAUGGAUAUUGACUACUCACCAACUGGCCGCGAAUUUGUUACUGGAGCUUAUGAUAAAUCAUUGAGAAUCUUCCCUUAUAAUGGUGGUCACAGCCGGGAGAUUUACUCUACUAAAAGAAUGGGCAGGGUAUUCUGUGUCAAGUUCAGCGGUGAUGGAAGUUAUGUGAUUUCGGGAAGUGAUGAUGCUAACCUCAGGGUUUGGAAGGCCAAUGCAUCAGAACAACUUGGAGUAAUUCUCCCAAGGGAAAAGAAGAAGCACCAAUAUAACGAGGCCAUAAAGAAACGCUACAGACACCUUCAUGAAAUUAAGCGUAUUGCAAGACAUAGACACGUGCCAAGACCAAUAUACAAAGCUACUAAGCUUAUGCGUAUUAUGGCUGAUGCUAGGAAAAGAAAGGAACAGAGAAGGAAAGAUCACAGUGCCCCAGGAAGUGUUACAACAAAGCCAAGACGUAUAAGAAAAAUUAUCAAAGAAGUUGAGUGAGAUUUUUCCGAGCCAAAGCAUGCUGAAAAAUGUGAUAUAUAUUUAUGAAGUGGCAAGAGUUUCUAUACUGAUUUAUUAGGCAAAUGGAUGUAAAGUAUGCAACAUUGGUGAAAAUCAAUAGCUAGUUUUCUGAUGUUUUACUUCUUGGUGAAGUUAUCUGACCAAUGCAAGAAAUUUUGGUGUAUUCUUGAGUUUAUUAGUAUACUUGAUAUUUUUAAGUUCAAAUUAGUAAAUGUGAUGAAAUAUAACACUAUUGAACUCUAACAAAAUCUUCAAUUCAAUCUAAAGGGAUUUGAAGAGAUAUAUAAUUGAAAUGAUACUUUUACGUCGUUCA